UCUCUCUCUCUCUCUCUCUCUCUCUUUCCCUGUGUCUCUCUAUCAGAUGGACCCUGUGCAGAAAGCAGUGUUAAAUCACACCUUUGGCGUUCCGCUGGUGAAGACCAAGCGGCCGAUCAUCUCCUGCAACGUCUGCCAGAUCCGCUUCAACUCUGAGAGCCAGGCAGAAGCCCACUACAAAGGGAACCGCCACGCAAGGAGGGUCAAAGGCAUCGAGACGUCCAAGAGCCGGCCCCAGGAGGGGGACAAGCCCCUGACGGCCCCCCCCUAUCUCCCCCCCGCCCGGAGGGCCCUUGGGCGGCUCCUGUGACAGCGAACCCAUCCCAGCAGAUGAGUUGGGACCCCUGGCACCAUUAGACCUCCUGGCUCCCGGGCCGCUCCCUCCACUCAACACUCCCCCCACCCCCCCCAUGGACUCCCCCAUCACCGCCCUGUGCCCUCUGCUACACACCCCCCUCCCACCCCU
Messenger RNA from Gadus macrocephalus (Pacific cod), 466 nucleotides. RefSeq names its product zinc finger protein 385A (gene znf385a). Gene Ontology annotation, cellular component: nucleus. The transcript has 3 exons. Bases 47 to 310 code for a protein of 87 amino acids. The record is from RefSeq and is a predicted model, not a curated record. NCBI's taxonomy places the organism in Eukaryota, Metazoa, Chordata, Actinopteri, Gadiformes, Gadidae.